This is a messenger RNA of Trichomonas vaginalis G3, 1047 nucleotides long. Its product is annotated as glycine-rich protein family. NCBI's taxonomy places the organism in Eukaryota, Parabasalia, Trichomonadida, Trichomonadidae. The transcript has a single exon. The record is from RefSeq and is a predicted model, not a curated record. The coding region runs from base 1 to 1047 and encodes 348 amino acids.
AUGCCAGGACGCAUCAGUGUAUCUUUAUAUGAUGAAACAAAAGGCCAAAGGAACGUUGAUGACAAAUCAGAUAAUUAUCAGAUUCUUCGAUAUCCAUGCAGUAGCAGCACACAAGUAUGCACACCAUAUGUUGUUAGAUUGUCACGCGGAAUUUAUAAAAUUGAGCUUUUUGGUGCCUCAGGCGGCUACCCAAACAAUGAUCCCAAUCUUGCAGGUCGCGGUUCAUACACCAGCGGCCACUUAACUGUUUCCCAAGAAAUGACACUGUAUGUAUACCUUGGUCAACAAGGCAAAUUAAACGGUCCUCGCACAUUUAAUGGUGGUGGGCGAGGCUCUAUAAAGGCUGGAUCAAGCGGUGGCUCUACUGAUAUUCGAUUGACCCCAGGCCAGUGGGGUAAUUUUGAAAGCCUUAAGAGCCGAAUCAUGGUUGCAGCAGGUGGCGUUGGAGGUCAUCUACAUGCAUACUUUCACACUGGAACUCAUGGUGGAAAUCUGACAGGAUUUGAUGGGAUUUUAACAUAUGAUCCAAAUUGCUCUCCUCCUGAACAAGUUUCGAAGGCUUUUGGAGCUACCAAAGAACGAGGCGGAAUAAGUGGAAAAAGCAAUACCAUCUCUGGAGAAGACGGAAAGUUCGGAAUUGGUGGAAAUCCUGCUAAUAACCAGAAAUAUCCAUCAGGAGGAAGUGGGGGAUAUUUUAGCGGUGCUGGAAGUUCUGUAGGACUUUGCUGUGUGGGAAUAGGAUCUUCAGGAUCAUCGUUCAUAUCUGGACAUGGUGGGUGUAAUGCGAUUCUGAAUACAUCAACAUCGCAAGAUGAUAUUCAUCUCUCAAACCAAAGUAUCCAUUAUUCAGGAAUUUCUUUUAGUUCUACUAUCAUUAAGAGCGGAUACGAAUUAUAUUCCUAUUAUUCGGAUGAUUCAACACCCAAAGGUAAUGUUGGUAAUGGCUAUGCUAUUAUUACCUUCUUUCCAUAUGAACUAUUUACAUGUCGAUGCAUCUCAUUUUCAUUUCAUAUCUUUCUAUUCUUUGAAAUCAUUAUUUCAUUUUGA